ACAUGUUUCCAUCAUGGCGGCCCCCGCUAAAAAGAUGGUUGGUGUUUCUGACGACUCUAGCAGCAGCGACGACGAAGUGCUGAAAAGAUGUCAGGAGGCAGUUUGGGAGACCAAACCUGACAAGAAGAAAGAUGGAGACAGCAUUAUACCACAGUCAAAGCGUAUUGUUGUGGCUGACCAUGAACAUGAUGGAAAUGAGCUCCAGGUCACAAAAGGAUUUCAAACACACGUCGCUAAAAAGCUGGGAAGCUUUCUUGAUAAUUAUAUAGAGAUCCAGAGUGAACAUUCAUCCUGUGUGGAGUCAGCAAAAUGUGACGAUGAGGAUGAAGGAUUCCGCCUCUUUUCUUCAUCAGUCCCAGGACAAAAAGCUGAUGAACCUCCAGCUCCUGUGAGGCGACGGCCUGUUCCCAGCUCAAGUGACAGCGACAGCGAGAUGGAAACAAGGCUGAAAGAAGCAGCUGUGUCCAUCAAAGAUCUCUUACCCUCGCUGUCCCAACCGUCUACGCUUCCAGCUCCAUCUGCAGCGCCUCCAUGCUCAGAAAAAAUGAAGAAAAAGAAAAAGAAGAAAGUGGCUGAGGAAGAGGAAAGCCAUGUUGUUAAAAAGAAGAAGAAAAAGAGGAAACAGAAUAAAGACUCUGCAGCUUCUCCUCUUGAUGCUCAAAACAAUGGUGGGCACGAAAACUCAGAGCUGGAACACACGGGAGUAAAAGUGAAAAAGAAAAAGAAGCAAGAAUUAAAUGAAAAAGACUGAAUUUUUCAGGACCUGUUCUGCUAUUUCAGGAUUCCUGUGAGUCAUCAUGUCAGGCACAAGCUUGAAAUAGUUACACUGUUUUUUAUUUUACAUGUUUUUGUGUAUUUUAGAAAGAAACGUGUUUCAGAACAAAUAAAUUCCAGUAAAAAUA
Messenger RNA from Cheilinus undulatus (humphead wrasse), 902 nucleotides. It is a transcript of the gene c5h12orf43, whose product is annotated as chromosome 5 C12orf43 homolog. NCBI's taxonomy places the organism in Eukaryota, Metazoa, Chordata, Actinopteri, Labriformes, Labridae. Gene Ontology annotation, biological process: Spemann organizer formation; Wnt signaling pathway; negative regulation of Wnt signaling pathway. The transcript has 6 exons. The record is from RefSeq and is a predicted model, not a curated record. The coding region runs from base 14 to 751 and encodes 245 amino acids.